CCAGUGAUCUGAUUGGUCGGCAGUUGGCCUCGGGACUGGUCUUUGAGCUCCGGAUCAGAGACGUGAACUUUUCCCAGCGCCUCGUAGUUUUUUGUCUAAAAGUUGUGUAUUAAGUCAACAUGGGAGCUUGUUUGGCGCUGAGUUCCGUCGCCAGUUGUGCGUCUUGUUUGUGCGGCUCAGCCCCCUGCCUCCUGUCAUCAUGCUGCCCUUCAACGUACAACUCCACCAUGAGCCGGUUGGCCUUCUCCUUCCUGCUGCUGCUUGGGACUCUGGUGUCCGUUGUCAUGAUUCUCCCGGGCAUGGAGGAACAUCUUAAAAAGAUUCCCGGAUUCUGCAUGGGGGGGUCGAGCAUACCUGGCAUAGAGAACAAGGUGAAUUGUGACGUCUUCGUCGGCUACAAGUCGGUGUACCGCAUGUGCUUCGCCAUGACCUGCUUCUUCUUCCUCUUCUCCGUCAUCAUGAUCCGAGUGCGCAGCAGCAAAGACCCCCGGGCAGCCCUCCAGAACGGUUUCUGGUUCUUGAAGUUCCUGGUUCUUGUUGGAAUAACUGUGGGAGCUUUCUUCAUUCCAGACGGCGACUUUAAUACAGUGUGGUAUUACUUCGGCAUGGUGGGCUCCUUCAUCUUCAUCAUCAUCCAGCUCAUCCUGCUCGUGGACUUCGCCCAUUCCUGGAACCAGUCCUGGCUGGAGAGGGCAGAGAACGGAAACUCCAAGUGCUGGUAUGCAGCUCUUCUGUCUUUCACCUUCGUCCACUAUGCCCUGGCUUUCACCGCUGUCGUGAUCUUUUACGUGUUUUACACGCAGCCCGACGACUGCGCCGAGCACAAGGCCUUCAUCAGCCUCAACUUCAUCUUCUGCAUCAUCCUGUCUGUCGUGUCCAUUCUUCCCAAAGUUCAGGAGGCUCAGCCCAGCUCAGGCCUGCUGCAGGCUUCCCUCAUCUCCCUCUACACCAUGUACGUCACCUGGUCAGCCAUGACCAACAACCCCAACCGGCAGUGUAACCCCAGUCUGCUGAGUUUGGUCCAGCCCAUCAGCCCAACUCCACCACCAGGGCCUGUUCAUCCAACCACUGCCCCUCCACACGUCCAGUGGUGGGACGCACAAAGCAUCGUGGGAUUGACCAUCUUCUUGUUCUGUACUCUUUACGCCAGUAUCCGCUCCUCCAACAACACCCAGGUGAACAAGCUCAUGCAGACCGAGGAGGGCCAGGGUCUGACCACCGACUUCGACGCCGCCACCGGAGAGGAUGGAGUUCGACGGGCUGUGGACAACGAAGAGGACGGAGUCACCUACAGCUACUCCUUCUUCCACUUCUCCCUCUUCCUGGCUUCUCUCUACAUCAUGAUGACGCUCACUAACUGGUACAAGCCGGAGACCGACGUCCAGGCCAUGCAGACCAGCAUGCCAGCUGUCUGGGUGAAGAUCUGCUCCAGCUGGCUCGGCUUGGUCAUAUACCUGUGGACCCUGGUGGCCCCGCUGGUGUUCCCCGACAGAGACUUCAACUAAAAACCCGGUGAAGUCUUGUCAUUGGUCGAUAGCCUCUUGCUAUUUGCACCUUGAGGAGCUCUAGCUUCAAAUUGCUCUGCUUGAAACUCCACAUUUAAAAGUGGUAACAUACUUUUCUUAGAGCUAAAUCCACAGCACAUAGAGAGCAUGUUGAAAUUUGCAGUUUGAUUUCAAGCUCAGCUUUUAUCGCUCCAAUUUUUUUGCCUCAGGUUAUUUUUCUACUUGUGUUCCUCCACUGUUACUGAUACUGGAAUUGAGAGCACUACACACCUUUUAAUAGGUAAAGACCAAAUGACUCAAAUGAAAUAUAUUUACUUUUAUAAAAAUCAGUUAAAUUGAAUGGAAAGUUCUGUCCAAUUUGCACUUUUUCUAGUUCUGCUUUUUUUCGCAGCUUUGUUCAAGUGCCCUGGUUCUGUAACAAGAGUGCUUUUAAUACAUUUUGUACGCGUUGUUCACAGGGACCAAUUUUCGAUUGUCUUUGUAAAGUUUGUUUGACGGUCAGUUGUCGGUGUAAAGAAUAUGUUCACUUCUCAUUAUAAUGAAAUAAAGUUCACUCUUUGUUAACGUCUAUAAA
Messenger RNA from Scophthalmus maximus (turbot), 2079 nucleotides. RefSeq names its product serine incorporator 2 (gene serinc2). The transcript has 10 exons. NCBI's taxonomy places the organism in Eukaryota, Metazoa, Chordata, Actinopteri, Pleuronectiformes, Scophthalmidae. The coding region runs from base 120 to 1505 and encodes 461 amino acids. The record is from RefSeq and is a predicted model, not a curated record. Gene Ontology annotation, cellular component: membrane.